AGCUUGGGGCUGGGCGAGCAGAGCGACUUAGUUCUGCAUUUACUUAUAGGGUGGCGCUAUUGGAUGCAUUCCCCAUAAGCGUGUUCACGCAACGGGAGACACCGUUUGAAAGGGAAUGCUCCGGUUACGUUAGUAACCGGAAUGUUUUUGUUUGUGUGUGUGUGUGCAUAGGACUGGUUGAUUCGGUAUGGGUAUUUACCAUCUCCAGAAUCUCUAACUGGUCGACUUCAGACCAGGGAGGGUAUUGAAGAAGCUGUCCGUAAAAUGCAGUGUUUUGCGGGUAUUGAAGAGACUGGCAAACUAGAUCAUGCCACUUUAGAACUGAUGGCCAGACCUCGCUGCUCUCUGCCGGACACCAUCAGCUCUGAGGAUCUGUUGAAAGGAAGGAGAAGAGGUAAAGGGAAGCUGAAGAGGAAAUACACUCUGCCAAGAUUGAGCUGGGACAAGGCUGACAUCACCUGGAGCGUGCAAGAGUUUCCCUCUCCUUCCAUGUCUCCCACUUUACAUCAAGGGCUGGUGAGGCUCAUUUUAACCUCUGCCCUCCGAGUAUGGAGUGAUGUCACACCUCUGCGUUUCCACCCUCCUCCAUAUGGCCCAUCACCACAGAUAGACAUCAAAAUCACCUUUGCAAGCAGCUACCAUGAGGAUGGAUAUCCUUUUGAUGGCAGUGGGGGCAAUCUGGCACAUGCAUUCUUCCCAGGAAAGGGAGAUCUUGCUGGUGACACACACUUUGAUGAUGGAGAGAGCUGGAGCUAUGGAGAUUGGAGUAGUGCCACAGAUUUUUUCACAGUCGCAGUUCAUGAGUUUGGUCAUGCUUUAGGCCUGUUUCACUCAUCCUCCAAUGACUCCAUCAUGAAUCCGUAUUAUCAUGGUCCUGUGGGAGACAUGCACAGUUACUCCUUAUCCCUUGAUGACAGACUGAGAAUACAGGCACUUUAUGGAAAAAGACAAGAUUUUAAACCUUCUCCAUCUGUUGUUGCACCCACAACUCAUCUGUCCCACUCCUCGACCCCAGCUCCUCCAAAUCCUCCCUAUCACCCACCAGCCUCUGCUGAUCGCUGUCAGGGAGGUUAUGAUGCAGUCGCUAAUAUCAGAGGAGAGGUUUUAUUCUUUAGAGGUCCACACUUUUGGAGGGUACAUCAUUCAGGCCCAUUAAUAUCCUUGACUCCAGCUCUGAUCCACAGCUUCUGGAUGGGUUUGCCUCCAGAAACAGCCAGAGUUGAUGCAGUAUAUGAGAGAAGAGAUGGACAUAUUCUCUUCUUUAUUGGUAAUCAGUACUGGGUAUUUAGAGACACAGUGUCCCUCCCUGAGUACCCACGACCACUUUCAGAAUGGGGUUUACGCUCUUCUGCAGGAGGGCUCCCAGAGAGGGUGGAGGCAGUAUUUGUGUGGCCACACAAUGGGAAAACGUAUCUGUUCAGUGGUGGUGAGUACUGGAGGUUUGAUGAGUCGAGAACAGAGAGGAAGCUGGAAGAAGGGUACCCUAAACCAGCAUCCAUCUGGGGGAUGCCCUCUCACCCUGAUGAUAUCAUUGGAUUUGUAGAUGGAGACACUUACUUCUUUAAAGAAUCAAACUACUGGAUUUUAAAAAGAGGUGGCCUGGACCCGGAAUCUGCUUCCCCAAAGUCCAUUGCUAUUGACUGGAUGAAAUGUGAAGGUCACAUUUCAACUCACACACCUGAGAUUCCCAGAAGAGACAAAGAUUGUACUUGUGUCCAGAGUACAGCAGCUAUGAUAUGUGUUUUGUCAUAUGUUAUAUAUCCAGUUAUCACAGGUUGGAUUUUGGUUCUUGUAUUUUACUGAUUCGAUUUAUAUUAUUUGUGUAGUAUUUACGGUGAUUUUUUAAUGUUGUGAUUUUGACUGUGAAGUUAGUGAAAAUGUACUUGAUUUUUACCUAGCAACAAAUUUCUGCCAUCAUUUGGGAUAGGAAAGUGUCCACUGGUUGCACACUUUAGAAUCUCAGCAGAUGUGUAAUCUCGGGAUUGUUUGCCUGUUUCUUGAAUACUGUGUAUUCGGACCUCUUACUCAUGUGACAUACUGCUUUCUACAAGCUAUAUAUGGUAUACAUUAUAGUACAUACUACAUAAAUGGGCAGUGUUUAGAAGUACACUAGUAGAUGCUCUCAAAGCUAAAACACAGUUGACUAAAAGACACAAGACAAUACUUUAAUCAAUAUUUGAAUUGAUAAAAAAAAAAAAAAAUCCAAACGAUGUCAUGUAAUUAUUCUUUCAGUAUUAUACUAGAAUUUAUUAAAUAAUGUAAAAUAAAUCGCAAUGUGUGAGGCUUAUUCUCUCUUUUUUUAUUUUUGUCAAGUUUACAUCCAAAGUAAAUUCAGUCAGAUGCAAGCUGUAUGAUUCCCGCCCCC
This is a messenger RNA of Sinocyclocheilus anshuiensis, 2365 nucleotides long. Its product is annotated as matrix metalloproteinase-25-like. The record is from RefSeq and is a predicted model, not a curated record. Gene Ontology annotation, biological process: extracellular matrix organization; proteolysis; collagen catabolic process. Gene Ontology annotation, cellular component: extracellular matrix. Bases 265 to 1803 code for a protein of 512 amino acids. The transcript has 10 exons. Gene Ontology annotation, molecular function: zinc ion binding; metalloendopeptidase activity. Lineage: Eukaryota; Metazoa; Chordata; Actinopteri; Cypriniformes; Cyprinidae.